CCAUGCUUUCAAGAGGAAAACGUAUUCUAAACAUACUUUCUCAACAAAAUGACGAAAGAACAUCAAAAACAAGAUAUUCCUCUGAUGGGAAUAUUCAUAAUCAUAACAUGGCUCGAAAGAAUUUUGAAGCCUACGAGACUUCUACUGAAGUUCGUUCUGUAACAGUAAAAAAAUUGGCUUUAUUAGAACCAGCACUAAAAAGUUUUCAAAUUAGAGAUAAUUACAUAAAUAAUAAGCGUGAGUCAACAUAUGACCGAAAUAGUUUAGGAAAUGAGCCUCCUGAAAAUUUAGGCUUAUAUUAUAUUCCACCAUCUAUUCCUUCAUGUCGCGCAGAUUUAGGGCCAACAUUUCAAAAUGGAGGUAAUUCUUUAAAUAAUAACAAAGCUGAAUCAACCGAUGACCGGAAUAAUUUAGAAAGUGAAUUUCUUGAGAGUUCAGGAUCAGAUUAUAUUCCACCAUCAAUUUCUUCGGGUAACACAGAUUUAGGGCCAACAUUUCAAAAUGGAGGUAAUUCCUUAAAUAAUAUCAAAGCUGAAUCAACCGAUGACCGAAAUAGUUUAGAAAGUGAGUUUCUUGAGAGUUCAGGAUCAGAUUAUAUUCCACCAUCAGUUUCUUCGUGUAACACAGAUUUAGGUUUAUUUAGUGAUUCAAACCAAAUCAGUACUAAUGCAUUGAUUAAUGCCAAAAAGAAUGAUAACAAAAUAUUGAAAAACCUAGAUGCAUUUAAUGAAAGCGGAGAUGUAAAAUCUUCAAGUAAAAAUUUAGAGGGACAUCUUAAGAGAGAUAAAAGAGAGCAUUGUAUAUAUUGCGAAAAGACUGUCACUAAUUUUGCACGACAUUUAGUUCGCAUCCAUAAGAAUGAAUUCGAAGUGAUCAAAAUAAUGUCACUUAAAAAGGGCUCUAAAGAACGAAAAAUUUUACUAGAUGAAAUUCGUAAGAAAGGAAACUUCAUUAAUGCAUUUGGAAGAGAGGGUGUUAUAAAUCCAGUAAGAAGACCUCGGGCUAUACUUAAAAAAAAAUCAUCUGAUUAUUUGCCUUGUUCUGAAUGUAAAGGUUUUUUUACAAGGACAUAUCUUCAUAAACACAUAAAAAGGUGUCCCAAAAAGGGACAAGAGGCAAAUUCAAAACAUGCUCAAGCGAAUGGAUUAACACUUCUUUAUUUAUCUGGCAACACUGAUUUUGAAGAUUUAAAGUUAAAAAUAUUUCCUCAUAUGAAAUCUGAUGACAUUACCAAAAUAGUUAUAAACGACUUCUUAAUUAAAUGUUAUGGUCAAAUAUAUUUUAGGUGUCACAAAGAGAAACAUUUGAUUAACACGGUAUCCCAACGCAUGCGAGAAUUGGCCAGAUUCCUUAAGAUAUUACGAAAUGAAGAACCAAAAUUGAGUCUUAUGGAUUUUCUAAAACCCUGUUAUUUUGACCAACUAGUAAGCGCAGCUAAUCAAAUUUCGGGCUAUAAUGAAUACAAAGACACAUUUAAAAGCCCUUCUCUUGCUCUAAGGUGGGGAACAGUACUUAAACAGGUCUGUGAUACUGCCAUAUUUAUUGCUACUAAAGGGAGUGAUGAGGUAAAACAAAAAGAAAUAACUGCACUGAGGCAAAUGAUAGACACCCAAUUUCGGUUUUAUGUUUCAACAAAUGCAUAUAAGGAUUUAUCUGCAAAGAGCUGGAAAAAGGGCAGCAUGUUACCACUAACGGAGGAUGUGAUAAAAAUGAAUGAAUUUGUUGUUUUAGAGGAAGAGAAAUGGUCAAAAAAAUUAGAAAUCACUCCAGAUAAUGUUUUAUACCUUCGAAAUUUAACUGAAGCUCUCUUGGGCCAUGUUAUACUUUUGAAUAGAAAACGUUCCGGUGAAGCACAACGAAUUACAAUCGAAGACUAUUUGAGAAAAACGGAUCAACCUGGUAUGCAAGAUAUUUAUCAAUCACUAACAACAGUUGAAAAGGUUUUAGUUAAAAAUAUAAAACGAUUUGUUAUUCGUGGAAAGAAAGGUAGAGCCGUACCGGUAAUUUUUACGAAAGGCAUGCAAGGUCACACAGAAAUACUUUUAAAAUCAAGGAAAUUAGUGGCACCAAAAAAUCCUUACCUCUUCGCUAACCCAAAUACCAAAGAUAGUUUUUUAUGGUCAUAUAAAAUUUUAAAAAAAAUUGCCUCUGCUUGCAACGUUUCUAAUCCCGAAGCAAUAACAGCCACAUGUUUACGGAAACACAUUGCAACCAUUGCACAAAUUAUAUCUAUGGAAAAUAAUGACCUGGAACAACUGUCAACACAUCUCGGACAUGAAAAAGCCACGCAUUUAAAUUACUAUAGAAAAACUGAUGAUAAACUUCAAAUAGCAAAGGUGUCUAAACUGUUACUACUCAUGGAAAAGAAAUCGAUAGGUGAAUACCGAGGAAAGUCUACAGAAGAUAUCGAUCUUGAAAUUCCAGAUCUAGAAGAUGAUACGGAUCAAGCAUUGUCAAACGAAACAGAUGAUUGUGAUAAUGAAAUUGAAAACAUAAAGCCUGCAGACGAUAAAUUUCCUCCAGUUAAUAGAAAAAGCUCCAGUCGUUCUACAUUUGUAAAUGCUGAAUAUACUACCACCCUUGCAAAUAAUGAGAAUACUAUUUCUCUUAGGCCUCUUUCAGACGACACGGAUUUUAGCCGGACCGGUUUUAUUGCUCUUGCCGUUUACGAUUUGGCGCCUUUUCACACAUCAC
This is a messenger RNA of Anoplophora glabripennis (Asian longhorned beetle), 2694 nucleotides long. RefSeq lists its product as uncharacterized. NCBI's taxonomy places the organism in Eukaryota, Metazoa, Arthropoda, Insecta, Coleoptera, Cerambycidae. The transcript has 7 exons. Gene Ontology annotation, molecular function: DNA binding. The annotation marks the transcript as partial. The record is from RefSeq and is a predicted model, not a curated record. Gene Ontology annotation, biological process: DNA recombination; DNA integration.